AUGGUGAUUGGUAUCAACGGGAAUGAUAACGCUUUGACUUUCACUGGCGUUGAGAGAACAGGCAAGCCGCAGUGGGUAUCAUUCUGGUAUGAGAAUAUCGAUGAUUCCAGUUUCGGUAACAAUCCGGGCGGCUCGCCUGAUCGCAAGGGCAGUGAUUGGGAUAUCAAACGCAUCAGCAGUGUCACUGUCAACGGAGAUACUUCUAAUGUGCAGUCGCUCUACCAACACGACACGAAUAAGGGAACCGUUCUCUCUACUCCCCUUAAGCUGACCCUUAAGAAGGGCAAGAACAACACCAUCAAGAUUGGCGGAUUGUCUAAUGGCUUCGGUACCCAGGGAGCCAGUAUGGCUAAGAUUGUUGUAUAUCCUUCAGAGUCCUAG
Molecule: messenger RNA, 381 nt
Organism: Penicillium cataractarum
Lineage: Eukaryota; Fungi; Ascomycota; Eurotiomycetes; Eurotiales; Aspergillaceae
Product: glycoside hydrolase family 43
Exons: 1
Coding region: 1-381 (126 amino acids)
Source: RefSeq, a predicted model, not a curated record